Messenger RNA from Penicillium maclennaniae, 624 nucleotides. RefSeq lists its product as uncharacterized. The annotation marks the transcript as partial. Lineage: Eukaryota; Fungi; Ascomycota; Eurotiomycetes; Eurotiales; Aspergillaceae. The record is from RefSeq and is a predicted model, not a curated record. The transcript is spliced from 4 exons.
GGUGAUUCGAAGAGUUGGAACCCCAGUACGCCAGGGCAUUGUUGGCUUGAUUUCUCGAACGUUGGCUAUACCGUCGGAUCAUGGUUCGUGGCUGCCGACUUUUCUUUCGCAAUACUGCCGUGGUUCGUUGUCUGGGAUCUCAACAUGAAGCAGAAGGAGAAGAUCACCGUCGCAUGUGGUUUGAGCCUUGGUAUUUUCGCCGGAAUUUGUGGCAUCGUCCGUACUGUCGCAUUAUCAGGCCUGAAUGCAUCUGAGUACAGCUGUACACGACACCGUCCCGAUGCUCAUCUGGUCUGCCACCGAAAGCUGCGUCACAAUUAUGUGCUCUUCAAUCCCCGUCCUCCGCCCUCUCUAUGUCCGCGUCCGCACGGAAAAGAUGGCAAGAGCGGUUCAUCUGGCAAUGCCGACUACAAAUUACCGAAGUACCGCAACCACAGUACUCGCAAAUACGGCAAACUUUCAAUCUCCGGCCCUGACCACUCGAACUGCGGAACCUACCCGAAAAUGGUCAUCUCGUACAACACGAGAAAUACCAGUGAUGAGACGAUCAUUCGCGAGCCGAAAGGUAUCGCUAGGACGGAUGAGAUAUCUGUAAGCUAUGAACAAUUUGGAAAGCUGGGCUAG